CGCGGCGUCGGCAAGAGCGCCAUGAUCGUGCGGUUCCUGACCAAGCGGUUCAUCGGGGACUACGAGCCCAACACAGGCAACCUCUACUCCCGGCUGGUCCAUCUGGAGGGCGACCACGUUGCCGUGCAGAUCCAAGACACGCCGGGGUGCAUCCAGGUGCAGGAAGACUGUGCACAGGUGCUGGACUCCUUGUCCAGGUGUGUGAAAUGGGCAGAGGGCUUCCUCCUGGUGUACUCCAUCACAGACUAUAGCAGCUACCAGUCAGUCCAACCUCUGUACCAGCACAUACGCAAGAUCCACCCAGAUGCCAGGACUCCCAUCAUCAUUGUAGGGAACAAAGCAGACCUCCUCCAUGCCAGGCAAGUGCAGGCAAAAGAGGGACUACAGCUGGCAAACGAACUAGGGAGCCUGUUCUUGGAAAUCUCCACAAGCGAUGACUCCCAGGGGGUCUGUGAUGUUUUCCAGUACCUUUGCAAGGAGGUCAGCAAACUACAGCAUGCCAGCAGCACAGACAAGAGGCGAUCAUCCAUCAUCCCUCGGCCCAAAUCUCCCAACAUGCAAGAUCUCAAGAGACGUUUCAAGCAGGCUUUGUCUUCCAAAGUCAAAUAA
This is a messenger RNA of Chaetura pelagica (chimney swift), 609 nucleotides long. RefSeq names its product RAS-like, family 11, member A (gene RASL11A). Bases 22 to 609 code for a protein of 195 amino acids. The transcript has 4 exons. The record is from RefSeq and is a predicted model, not a curated record. Gene Ontology annotation, molecular function: GTPase activity; GTP binding. NCBI's taxonomy places the organism in Eukaryota, Metazoa, Chordata, Aves, Apodiformes, Apodidae.